Messenger RNA from Salvia hispanica, 1550 nucleotides. RefSeq lists its product as uncharacterized. The record is from RefSeq and is a predicted model, not a curated record. NCBI's taxonomy places the organism in Eukaryota, Viridiplantae, Streptophyta, Magnoliopsida, Lamiales, Lamiaceae.
AUGAAAGCGACUCAAUGGUCGCUGGAGAGAUCGUCGUUGGUGGCGCUCUUCUUCGCCGUCACUACUCUUGGCGUGUUCAUUUGCACGCGCUUCUUCUACAUCUCUUUAAUGGAUUCAAAAUACCAAGUGUUUACACCCGAGGUGGGUUCGGGUUCGGGUUCGACCCGAAAUCUCGAGACUGGUCCCGAGGCCACACACAUCCCGUUAAACUGUUCGUUGGGCGAACUCUCUAGAACCUGCCCUGCCAGUUACUAUCUGUCUCAGGUUUCAGCCGAAGCCUCUUCGCCACCAUCAUCAUGUCCGGAUUACUUCCAUUGGAUAUACGAAGACCUCUCGCCAUGGAGGGAGACUGGUAUUACUAGGGAGAUGGUGAUGAGCGCCAGACGGACAGCAAAUUUCCGACUAGUGGUGGUAGACGGGAAAGCUUACGUGGAACAAUACGGUAGACCAUAUCAGAGCAGAGAUACUUUCACACUAUGGGGAAUCUUACAAUUGCUGAGGCGGUAUCCGGGCAAACUCCCUGACUUGGACCUCAUGUUCGACUGUAAUACUUUUCCGUUUAUCACCAAGGAUAAUUUCCGAGCUUCUAAAGAUCCCGCACCUCCUCCAUUGUUCGGAUACUGUGGCAAUGACUCUUCCUUGGACAUUUUGUUUCCAGACUGGUCUUUCUGGGGCUGGCCCGAGAUCAAUAUAAAGCCGUGGGAGGCGCUGUCUAAGGAGUUAAAAGAAGGGAAUACGCGGACUCAAUGGAGAGACAGGGAGCCGUACGCUUACUGGAAGGGUAAUCCGCUUGUAGCUGCCACGAGGAUGGACUUACUCAAGUGUAACGUUUCGGAUAAACAGGACUGGAACGCUCGUAUCUACGCUCAGAACUGGGGCCUGGAACAGAAGAAGGGUUACAAGCAAUCAGAUUUAGCAAGCCAAUGCAUUCACAGAUUCAAAAUCUAUAUUGAAGGAGUUGCCUGGUCUGCAAGUCAGAAAUACAUCAUGGCAUGCGAUUCUGUCACGCUGCUCGUCAAGCCUAUUUUUUACGAAUUCUUCACCAGAAGCUUGAUGCCGUUGAAGCAUUACUGGCCGAUUAAGGACGAAGACAAGUGCAGAUCCAUCAAGCAUGCGGUGGAGUGGGGAACCAACCAUCAGGAAAAGGCUCAGGCCAUGGGCAAGGCCGCCAGCAGUUUCAUCCUAGACGAUCUAAAGAUGGAUUAUAUUUACGACUACAUGUUCCAUUUGUUGAGCGAGUACGCUAAGCUCUUGCAAUACAAGCCCACCAUACCUGAGAAAGCGUCUGAACUUUGCUCGGAGCUGCUGGCUUGUCCUGCAAAGGGACUUGAGAAGAAAUUCAUGGUUGAUUCACUCGUAGGUCCUGCCUCGACACAGCCAUGCACGAUGCCUCCGCCAUACAACGCUGCUUAUCUUCAUUCUGUGAUUGAAAGAAAAGAUAAUGGAAUGAAACAAGUAGACACUUGGGAAAGAGAAUACUGGAAAAAGUCAUAAUAAGCAAAUUUAUGUUGGGGAAAGGUAAUCCUGGCAGAGUCAUAAUAAUCUACUUA